CCCCAAGCCCAGAUCCAAGCGACCUUCAUGCGCUAGAUGGGAUGCUAACAAUACAAACAUACAAGAGGACGCAGAGUGCAGUCUUACCAAAUUCUAAUAGCAAACCCAUUGGUUAAUCCAGUGGAUGCUCUGCUGCGCCGGCACUUCAUUCCUUGGCGCUCGAUUGGCGCUCAUCGCUCCAUCUCUGCAGGGCCUCGCCCACUAAAUCCCCUGUCUCUGCUCCGCUCACUAGCUACCAUUCUCCACCAAUUCUACGCAAACCUGAGCUUCGAAAGGGGGGCACGGGCAGCUGGAUGAGUCCUUUGUCUUGGGUUUUCCAGCUGUCACUUGUUUCGACUAACUUGUUCUUCUUCUCCUUCCUUCACUCGUUUCUUCUCUUCAUCUUCUCUUCUCGCAAUUUUCUCCCAUUUCUUCCUUUUUGAACCCGUCACUCCUUGUCACGCUUUUCCUUUUUACUUCGUUCUACUUCUUUCACGUCUCACUUUUACCACCCGAAUCGACGCGUCGGUUGAUUGCCCAGCAAUCCUCACUUUCAAAUAAUCUCGAUUUUUUUUCCCUUCGAAGCGACGCACACACUCUCUUCCACAGCGCUGGCUCGCAUAUUGUUUGCCUAUUUGCAAGCGUCUUGGUUCAUACUCCAGCUUGCCCAAACCCUUCUACUCUCUUCAACAAGCUAAUCCAACCUCGAACCGACGAAAGAAGCCGAGAUUUUGAACCAGCAAUGGGCAUUACGUUACCUGGUGCCUCGCGCCCCUCCUUCAUCAUGCGGCUGCCUAUACUUCGGUUCCUCCUUGUGGCGAUCAGCCUACUUGUAUUUUUUACCCUCUUGUCACAGAGCGACGCUGUCGCCGAUCACUUACGACCCAACUUUCACCCGCCUACCGCGGUUCACCACACCCAGCGUCCUCCUCCGAAAGAGGGUGCCUCCCAGCUCACUCCCACACAGCAUGCCGGUGAUUUCAAGCUCAACUGCCAGCCGGAAAUGUCCCAUCUUAAAGAGAUUGCUCAACGCUACAAGCUUGACAGCCGCUUCCAAUACUCUAAGCGAUAUGUCCGCUUCACCCGUACUGCUGGACUCAAACGCCAGAGUAUGACACACAUCAAGCAAAAGCUCAUUCCCGACAAGACCAGCUUCCGUACCAUCGACCUCUCCAAAACCCCUAGCGGCUCAAAUGAGUGCCUCGAGCCACUUGAUUUACCGGUUCCUGAGUCGGGCUACCCUCACACUGUGAACGCCUCCGACUUCAUGUUCGGCGUAUCAACUACUUACAAGCGAUUCAUGGACCAGCACACCUCUCCUAUUAACGAAUGGGUCUUUUGGCUGACUGACAGCCGUGGCAACUCCAACGGCGGAAAGUUGCUGCUGUUGCUCCUGGACGCUACCAAUGAGCAGCUCCAGGAAGUUGCCAAUCUCCUCGGCGAUGUCGGCAUCGAUGUCGAUGUAUUCAAAUCAGACUCUAAGCAGGAAAUGGCCGUUCGCUAUCUGACUCUUGUUCCAACUCUCUACACACAUAAGGAGGCUCAAACCAAAAAGUGGCUGGUCACCUGCGACGACGACACUUUCUUCCCUAGCAUGCAUGGACUGAUGGAAAAGAUCAACAGCUACGACCACACACGCGAAAUGUACAUUGGAACUCUCUCCGAAGAUGUCGGUGCUGUUGGCCGGCACGGAUCCCAAGCCUUUGGCGGUGCCGGUGUCUUCAUCUCGUUACCGCUGGCAAAGCGUAUUACAGCUCUCUAUAGCUCCUGCACAUCACCUCAGAAGAUUCGUGAAUCCAACACCGGAUGGGGCCCCCAAGGCGAUAUUCUUCUUCGCAAAUGCAUCUACGAAAACACCGAAACUCGUCUCACUAAUGUUUGGGACCUUUGGCAAUUAGAUAUCUUGGGUCGUCCCGAAGGCUUUUACGAAUGGGGCAUUAAGCCUCUCUCCAUUCAUCACUACCGCGGAGGCGGUUGGCAUGACGCAAAGCCUGGCGCCAUGGCCAAGGUUGCCCUUACUUGCGGUGAAGACUGCACCCUGAUGCGCUUCCAGACCGAGGACGACUUCAUCGUGUCCGGUUACUCUGUUGCACACUACCCGUCUGGGAUCACCUUUGACACUAAACAAGCGGAGGGAACGUUUCAUGCUGCGCCCGAUGACUACGGCUGGAACCUGGACUUCAUGUUUGGUCCCUUGAGACCCUCGCUGCUCUUGACUGGCCGAAAGAUCUCCUGGGAGCUUCAAGAAGCUGCUCUUCAAUCCGAUGGCUCCAUCUUACAAACAUAUGUCCGCCACAAGAACGACAACCGUUGGUCUAAGAAUGGAAAGCCCAUGAGCAACAUUGACGGCGUCAUUGAACUUGUGUGGAUUCCUUCUGCUGAUGCUGCCGAGAGCAAAUCAAGUGUUUGAGUUACUGUAUGGCGUUUUGAGGCGUUUCUUGAUUGAUUCGGUUUGACAAUCUGUCCAUUAUCUGUUUUCUUUUUGGCCUCUGAGAGUUUGUGCUUGGAUUUAUGGCCACACGAGUUGGAAUAUCCCAGACACGGAUCUGUUUGAUCUGUUGUGUUUGUAGCUAUCGUGUUGCCACACAACCCGUAUAUAGAAAUGGCACGCGAACGGCACAACGUUGAGAUGUAGAUUAGCAAAAAUGUUUGAUUAUAUACUUUAGAGCAACGAAAUGGAUUGCAUUUAAUCAUUAGCAAA
[Torrubiella] hemipterigena is the source of this 2680-nucleotide messenger RNA. Lineage: Eukaryota; Fungi; Ascomycota; Sordariomycetes; Hypocreales; Clavicipitaceae. The record is from the annotation of a GenBank genome assembly.